AGCCUACAUACGGGACUUCCGUCUAGAGUGGUGUCAGCCUUUGACACACCACAUGCCGCCGGCCGCCAAAACACAUAGUUGCCCGACAGAGACGCAGCGCCAUCUUGGUCCCCACACCAGUUUGCUCUGUGCUUGCCGCCGUGAGCCGUGCAGCGGAAUCGCGUUUAAUCCUCGUCUAGGCAGCGUCGAAGGCUGUGGAAACGUGUUAAAUGCGGUCAGCGAAGCCUGAGGAGCAAAAAUGCCUGGUUGUUGCGUACCUCUGUGCACUAACCACUGCAGGAAGGGCGUGCGAAUGUUUCGCUUCCCAACCAGCCCGAGCCGAAGAAAACGCUGGCUCGCGCAAGUGAAGCGAGACUGCUGGGAGCCCACCACAGCUUCACGUGUUUGCUAUGCUCAUUUCGAAGAUUCAAGCUUCGAACAGAAAAGGCAAGAUGGCUUGAAGAAAUUGAGGCCAGAUGCCGUUCCAACAGUUUUUGCUUUUCGAGCCGCCCCCAAACAUCGGAAGCCACCAAAGAAGCGCAGCUGUCCUGUGCAGCCUUCCUGCGAUGCCACCCCUGCAACUUCCCCGGAGCCACACCAGCCUUUAGAUAGCGAUUCGACUAAGAUGGAUGACAGUGCUCCAGUGCCAACCUUAGUUGUAGAAGAAGAAUCUUGUCAUGCCGGAAAUGAAAACGCUCAUGAAUUGACAUCUGCGAUGGCACCGUGCUUGUUCCCACAGCACCCCAAAGGCAUUCCUGUUCCAAACAGCACGAACAGUGUUGGUCAGUCACGCGAUGUCAGCGCCACACAUCAACCAUUUGGAGGCAAUGCAGGCUCAUCUUCGGUGACCAUCGGGCAAGAAAAUGCAGAGUUACGCAAGAAAACUAGUGAUCUCACUCGCAAGUACAUAAACUUGCAGAGGGUUCACGAUAAAACAAGGUUGAAGCUACAGAGCCUGAGAAAAAAAGUGUCCUCACUUGAAAAAGAAGUGUGCGCACUGAAAUCGGCAUCAUUUCUCAAUGAAGACCAAGUGAAAUCUUUGACAAUGAAGACAACGAAGGGCCAUAAGUGGUCUGAAAAGACCAUACGAGUGGCACUUCAGAUAAAACAUGCGUGUGGCACAACAGGCUACGAAAUGCUGAGAUCUUUGUCGUACCCGAUUCCGAGCAACAGGACCUUGAUCCGAAGGCUUCAAAACAUUCGCUUCCUGCCUGGCAUUCUCCAUGAAGUGUUUAAUGUUUUAAAGCACAAGGUAGAGGCAAUGGAAGAUAUUGAAAAGGACUGUGUCCUUUUCAUGGACGAGAUGGAGAUAAGUCAGGGCUUUGAUCACGAUCGGUCCCUUGAUUGCCUUUUCGGUGGCACUACAUUGCCUGAAGCGACUGCAGAUGUUGCUAACCACGCCCUUGUAUUCAUGGUUGGAGGACUGAACACACGGUGGAAACAAGUAAUUGCAUAUCAUUUCACUGCACGCUCAGUUGAUGGGAAAGCUCUGAAGGACCUCGUCUUCAAUUUGAUUGAACUUUGUUUCAACAUCACACUAAGAGUGCUUGUUGUUACAAGUGAUAUGGGAGCUGCCAACCGUGCAGUCUGGCGCCUUCUUGGCUUCUCAAGCCAUAGGCACUCUGAGACUGUGUGCUCUGUUUCACACCCACACCUUGAAGGUAGGCAGCUAUAUUUUAUGGCUGAUCCAGCCCACGUCCUGAAGAAUAUUCGUGCUCAACUGCUCCGUGUGAAGACAUUCACUCUAGGAGAAGCAACUAUACGUGAGCACAAGCUUACAGCAGGAACUGUGAACAUAGACCAUGUCGAAGCUGUUCUCACACAUGACAGAGACAAGGAGCUCAAGAUUGCCAGCAGGCUCUCCGACGUCCACAUCAGCCUUGGACACUUCACGACAAUGAAAGUGAACAUUGCUGUUCAAAUGUUCCGUGAGGCUCCACCGGCUAUACGUUAUCUGAUUAAGCAAGGAAUCUUACCUCCUGAAGCGGAGGCGACGGCGUGGUUUUUUGAACUUGUCAGUAGGUGGUACACCUUGAUGUCGUCACGGCAUCCAGUUGUUGCUUUGAGCAAUUUCGAUCUUUCCAAACACAAGGAAGCAACUGAACUCCUUGGACUAGCUUGUGCCACCUUCUGUGGACUAAAUAUGGGACUUACUGCACACUGGAAGCCGUCACAAGCUGGCCUUUUGGUGUCAACUACUGUUGUCCUGCGUCUUUCUCAUGAGCUUCUGAACAAGCUCAAUUACAAGUACUUGCUAACUGGUAGAUUGUCACAGGAUUGUCUCGAAAACAUCUUUUCUGUAUUGAGGCUCAGAAAACCUGUGCCGAGCGCAUAUGAUGUCAAGUGUGCCUUAAAGCUUAUCUGCGUUGGCCAGUUUGUAAACACACCGACAUCAUCUAGCUAUGGUGUUGAUGACAGCACGCACCUGGCUGACCUUCUUGACCCCAGUUUCAAACAGGAUCAAGUGGAAGGUCAGGAGCCCGAGGAGCUUGAGAACUUGUUUGUUUAUGCACUUACCACAGAAGAGUGCGAUAUCCUUGCCUACUUGGGAGGCUUUUUGCUGAAGUCAGUCAUCGGUUUUCUUGGAGAGUGCAAAGACUGUGAAAGAGCCCUGGUUGGUGAUGCAACAGGCCAGUACAAUGCUCUUAUACAGCUGAAAGAGUAUGUCAAGAAUAGCGGAAAGCUCAUCCAGCCAAGCCAAACAGUGAUGCAAGUUUUAAUCGAAUGUGAGGAAAACUUUAAGACUUUCGCAAACAUGAAUGAGAUCCUGACUCUCAAAGCUCCAUUUACAGGUAUCCUGAGUGCCUUGCGGAAGUCUGUGGCUAUGAGAUUAGGGUGUUGUGAUGCGCAUGAAUCAAGGGCAUGCAAAAUGCUCCUUGAGAAGUAUGUGAGGACAAGACUUAAGAUUCAUCUCCGACAGCAGCAUGCGCAGAGGGUGAACGGACAGUCCAGCAAAACCUGUGCCGCUGCUAAUCUUAUCUGAGCCGUGUGUGGCGUCUCAGUGGUUAAUUUAAUGCUGCUGUGGUUGUGUGAUGUGUUUGCAGAAGUGUUUGACGUGUGCCUCUGGAUGUCUUUUUAACGCCUCGAGCAGGUGGGGCAUUCACUAAAAUGUUUCGCACCAAAGCUCUUUGUUCAUUGCUUAGUGUACUGAAAAACAGCAUGCUUCCAUGCGUUCUAGCUGCUAAUAUUGACUUUACCUGAAUGCAGCAUCACUAGUAUCAGAUUAACUUUCUUUAAUGCUUGUCUUUUUCGUAUGGCUGUAACAUAUUUUGUUGACAGAUAUCAUUGGCAGUCUUGAUUUCAGUGAUGUGUUGUAUCCUGCGACUGCACAUUUGUGCUGAGAAAAUAUGUGAGAAUACUUCGAAGGCGUAUUGCUAUUGCAUAAUCAGAAAGUGACUAUGUGCACCAGAAUUUAAUGGCGCAAG
Dermacentor silvarum is the source of this 3404-nucleotide messenger RNA. RefSeq lists its product as uncharacterized. Gene Ontology annotation, molecular function: sequence-specific DNA binding. Bases 239 to 2962 code for a protein of 907 amino acids. NCBI's taxonomy places the organism in Eukaryota, Metazoa, Arthropoda, Arachnida, Ixodida, Ixodidae. The record is from RefSeq and is a predicted model, not a curated record. The transcript has 3 exons.